AUGCACCGGCUCUGCUUGGCCUUGACCAUCCAGGCCUGGUAUGCCGCUGGCGAAGGUGAUACCUGCGCAGCCGGCGGCUGCACUGCAGCCGGUGCAGCUCCGCGGCAACACCACUGGCCUGUUCAGAAGGGCUCCGGCGAGCGAGUCGGCUUCUCCCCGCACGUGAUGCCCGAUAUCGCGAAGGGACCGAGCUGGUCUUGGCAGGAGACGUUCGGAGAUGUGGUCCGAGCCACUCCUCUCAUCGACGACCAGAAGAACAUCUACAUCACAUCCGUGGCCGGCAGAUCCUACAAGUUCAGCCCGAAGGGACAGCUACUGUGGAGCCACUACACCGACAGUAUGGGAGGCGUUCCAUCAGUGGCCACCCUGUGGGACUCGGUCAUGAUGCUGCUGACGAGGAAGGGAUUCCUUAUAGCCCUGGACCUCGAUACGGGCGUGGAAAGGUGGGCGAAGAAGGUCACCGAGCAGGUGGCUCAAGCUGCGGACUGCUCGCUGGUGACGCAUGGGCUCAUCAUCGUCUCGGUCGUGGAGCCCGUGCCGCUUGUGCCAACCUGGCAAGUGGAGAACAACCGCGUGCUAGCUCUGAGCGUGGAAGACGGAUCGCGGCAGGCAUCCUUCGCUCCCUAUCGUCCGACCUUCAACUUCCAGGCCUCAACGGUCCACGACGGCAGCUUCGUGUUUCAGGACCGAGCGGGGGGAGUCUACCGAGUCACCACAGGAUUGAAGCUCAUUUGGUAUGCCAGUGCGCCUGUGAGGGAAUCUGGCACAACUGCAGCAGCCGUGAUCCACGAUGGCCGUGUCUUCGCCAUGAGCAACACCGGCGACGCCUUGAGUGGUAAAGAGUCACUUGGGCUGCUGCACGUGUACGACUAUGCAGACGGCCAGUUUCUUUGGUCCCAGGACCUGCCCUACGAGGGCAACCAGGCGGUGGCCAUCGGCGAGCUGGCAGGUAGCCCCGGUAAGACCUCGCUGAUCCUCGGCAUGGGUAAGAACCCACAGCUGCCCAUCAUCGUGAGGGUCGGCUUCACCCUUCCGGCCUUCUUGAUCCCCUUCUUCUUGCCGUUCCACUUGCUGAGCCUCUACCUCCCUUCCCUCUUCGCGGGCAAGCAGGGGCGGUCGGUCACCGCCAUGGACGCUGCCACCGGUGCUGUCCUCUGGUAUCACGAGAUGGAGCCCUUCCAACUCCCUGCCGCACUGGGCGACUCCGAGAACGUCUUGGAACGCUUCCAGGCGAUGCAGAAUGGCUCCAACCCCAACAACGAACCAAUCUGUCUGCCCGAUGCCAACGCGCAGCCUGUCAUCGAUGGAGCUGGCACCGCCUUUGUCCCUUUCCAGGAUGGUGUGCUCUACGCCCUGCGAGAUGAGGAUGGCGACGGCCACAUCUCGGCAGGGGAGGUCAAGGCCCAUUUCGUCGGCUCGGCUUUCCAGGCCUCGCCGGGCAUGGCCCCCGGGCUUCUCGCCGCUCCGACCGACUUGGAAGUGAAGGACGGCUGCAAGAACAUGAGCAUGCCGUAUUGCCUGCUGAUGGUGGGCCUGAUGUGCAGCUUGCAGGUCAUCCGCAUCCUCUACCAGGGACUGGUACGACAAGGGACACUGAUUCCAGACCGGACCGUCACGACCCACCCCUUCUUCGACAAGUCGCAGGGUGUGGUGUACAACGCCAGGGGCUUUGUAGUGCUUAAGGUCAUGGUCUUAGCAGCAGUCUUGGCGUACUACACCUACAGCGCCCUGACAGCAGAGCCGCAGAGGGCGUCGGGCGCCAUGUGGGGCGGAGGAGCGAGCUACGGCGUGGUGGCCCAAAGACCCGGGACCUACAGCGGCGGGGCCACCAACUAUGGGGAUGUGCCCCGGCCAGGCCUGCUCCACGACCGUCAGCUCCCCGUGCGCCUAUCUUUGCCGGGACGGGGCAGCGUCUUGGCAGCUGAGACCUACGACAGCGACCCCGCGUGUGUGCACAUGCGGGCAAAAAACAUGCGAAUGGUGACCUCAGUGGCCGUGGCUCUAGAGGACCUUCGAAAGGCCAUCCAAGCAUACCAGGAAGCUCGGAAAGCCACUGGCGAACCGUCCAAAGCCAUCGACUCGUCUGGAGAAGCCUCGCAGGAACAGAAGAAACAGAUCCAGCAAAGGGAAAAGCUGGAAGAAGAGCUCCUGAAUCUCUUCGAAAAACUGGUGCCGGAGUCGAAGGGAGGGGCUUCGAAGCCGAAGAACGACCUGAGGGGCCUGCUGGAUCAGCUCGAGGAUGAUAGCUUGUUUGAGGACGAGACUGUUCUUUGCUUGGCGAUGCGCUCGACGCCUGCCGUCACAGCAAGGGUCUGGGAACGGACAGUGACAGCGACGCAGAAGCUCCGUGCCGAGGAGGAUGAGAUCCACACACAAGCCGUCGACAAGGCGAUCGACACGUCGAAUGCCACGCACGCCAUGGUGAUCUUCAUGGACAAGACGAGGCAUGAGCACUACCGACAUCUCAUACUCUUCGAUUGGGAGGCCAUCUGUGGGGCGUUUUGCUACAUGUUCGUGUCCCCGCUGUGCGGGACAUCGGAGACCUUGAAGAGGAUUUGCGACUUCCUGCUCUACCUCGACUCGGAGGCCUCCACGAAAGUGGAGCUCGAUGUGGAUACGGCCGAGGAGAUGAGGCAGAUGAACGCCAAGCUCCAACAGACGGCGGUCGCAAUGGUCGAGUAUCUCACCGACCACGUGCAGGAGGAGCUGUGGUAUAGCGAUGAGGGCAUCAACAUCUUGCAAGACCUCCAGUAUGCAGAUGCCCGUCUGUUUUUCGCUCGGCCGCGCCUGCAGCGGAUUCUGAGCGACAUGUGGCACCCACAUUAUGACCACAAUGCUGGAGAGUAUGUGUGGUACCUGCUGAAGCUCUGGACCGGCAUGGUCGUGGGCCUGGUGGGUCUGAUCCCUUGCGCCUUCUGCCCAAGCCUGGAGAGCAUCCUCUUCGACCGGAUGGUGGAUGAGGAAAGGAAUAUCAGGAAGGAGCACGCCGAGUCGAGCAUGCACAAGCCCGACGAGGGCACCUGGAGCGCGGUGAAGAGGCCCGACGCGAUCAACAAGCAGAAGCAGAAGGCGAUCACCCACCUGUGGCUUGAUCGCUAUCUGCCCAUCCUGCUGCCGCGGCAGAAGAAGUACCUCUUGCUCUUUUCGAACCUGAGCUUCGUUGUCUUCCUCGUGCUCUACAACCCGGACCACGGCGGCACAAUGAUCAUCCUUCUCCUGAGUGGAGGCGCUUUGUACGCCGAGACGAUGCAGCUCCUGUGCAGUGCCCAGGAUGUCCGCCGAAGCAUCCGCCUGUGGCUCUUGGACAGGGUCAACAUUGCGGAGUUCGCGGCGUUUCUGCUCAUUUCCACCAGCUGCAUCUUCCGCUACAUUCACGAGGCAGAGGAGACUGAGCCGAGACACGUACAAGCCUUGUGGGCAGAUGUCCUCGGUUUACGGACCCCUGGUGUCCAUGAUGGUGCAGAUGAUCGUUGA
Molecule: messenger RNA, 3474 nt
Organism: Symbiodinium natans
Lineage: Eukaryota; Dinophyceae; Suessiales; Symbiodiniaceae
Source: the annotation of a GenBank genome assembly